CCCUUCGUCUGCCUUCCAUGUCCCCUACAAGAUGGCUCCUCUCUUCUCAAAGCGACUAAGCUGCUUUUACUGUGGACGUCGCUCAUCUCAAGCUCAUAAAGGCUCUGUCCGACGAUGGUGCUGCCCCCAGUGUGAGGCCGUGAACUAUCUCGAUGAGAAUGGCGAUAUUACCGAUCCCCCAGCGGCAGAAACAAAUCCUGGUGCGCAGACACCCGGACCGUCGAGCCCGUUUGAGUCCACCAACUUAGGACUGGCUGGCUCCGGCCUUUUCUGUGCCCAGUGUGUUCGAAAUCAACAUCUAUUUACCAGCGCCUUAGCGUCGUAUUAUCCUUCGGCAGACGACCCAAAUUACGGCGCCUAUGAACGAGGGUAUCCAAAGUUUCGUAAGAACCUGGAGGAGCGGUACCCCCAGGUAUGCGAUAAGUGUGAACCUCGAGUGAAGGCCCGCAUUCGCCAGGCUGGAUAUGAAGCCAAAUCAGACCAUUUGAGACGAAUGAUGGAUAGGAGUAAGGCUGGAAGAGUAGCACGACAAGCGCGGCAAUGGAACUGGAGGAGCUUGUUGGUGUUUACAGGAGCAUUGGGCUACUGGGCUAGUGUUGCGGGCCAACUGUCCUGGGAUUUGACAAGCGCUCUGAGCGUGCAAGAACCGUUGCGCGAUCCGGAUGAUCCCCAGGUGCUAGACUCGGUAGCAGCAUGCCUUCAGCAAACAAUUCUGACACACCGGAUACCGGCCUACUGUGCGCUAGAUCUGGCACCUUACGCCGGAUUGUCCCUCGUCGUCGGCAUCCUCUCCUUAUGGUACAAUCCAAAGCUGCGGUUAAGGGUUGAAGGAAGAGGCGGCCGCUUUUUGGGUUUAAGCGAGUACUAUAAAGCCCAACUCAUUGUCCUGGUUGUGCGAUGCGCCUUCUGGGGAGUCCUGAGGGACUCUUCUUCGAGUGGCCUUGAUCCGAAUCUUCCACCGGCUUUGCACAUAUUUAUGGCCGUCUUUACAAUUUUGUCUGUUGUUAUAUCUCGACGCAUUGUCCGCUAUGACACACGCCCCUUGGUGCUGUGGUCUGAGAAUACUCCAACAACAACUCCCAUGCGAAGAACGGAAAAGUCUCCCUUGCAAACCACCGGCGGAAAGCAGCCCUUUUUUACACCUCAUGAAAGCCUUUCGCAAACAACACCCCGGUUUCCUCUGGAAAAAUUGGCCACUCCUCGCUCUGCUCAAGAGAAACGCUCAAUACCAACACCGCCUCCAGAGGUAGACGACAUGGACUGGACCCCUUCUGUACAGCAUGAUUUUCGCCCAAAUCAAACUAUUCAUCGAAGAGAUCAAAAGUCCAUCCUUGAGGGACCUAUGCCUUUCCAUGGAUCAUUGCCCCCUGCACCACAACCACCGUCCUGGAACUUGCGCAACCGGCCUUCUCAGCGGCAGAAGCCGAUUGAACAGGUUGUUGAACGUAACCCAUUUCAUCGCAGCCCUGCUGAGCCAUCGAGUUCUUGGACGCACAAUCCUGGUUCCCCGGAGACCGCAUUUGCACCUCCCAAAUUUUUCCCCGCAAGUGAUCAUGUUGCAUCUACCGGUCUUGAGAAUCUCUUUGAUCGAACAUUUACCAUCAAGUCACCAGAGGACGAGGAAGACACAUGGCAACAGUCGCAGCAUGCCGCAUCUAAAGCACGUCCUAAACCCUCCCCCCGUGUGCAGGAGGCUCUUUUGUUCCAGUAUCUCCGCCUAGGGUUGCUUCUUGUCUCUCUCUUAGCGUGGUCUCUCUCACAGUACGAACAAUUUUCGGUCCCGGGAAACUAUGUAGAAGUCGCCUCUUUGGGAAGCGCAAGUCUUAUUGCUGGAUUUGCUCUCCUGGAGGCUCUCAAGCAGCCUAUCGCACAGUGGAAUGGGAUGGAUAUUCUUGUAUCCUUCGCUGAAUUGGUAGCUGCUGUUCAUCUCGGAGGGCAUCUUCCGCGAGCAUCUUUUGAACGGCAUUACUUUGACAGGUACGGCAAGCUUCUAUUGAUAUUUAUGGCUGUCCAGGAGGUACUGGGUCUGCUGGCAUUCUACCGCACUGUUCCUACUGUAGGCGCCAGUUCUUCACAAGGGCAGCAUCGCUCUCGACCGCCAUCCUCUGGUGGCAGCAGGUCUGGGGCCUCUCCAAGAUCAAGGGGAAAUCAGCAAUCUGAUCUCCAGUCUUUCGCCUCUUCUCCAUCUACACCAGGACCUCCAGCCCUCUCUUUCUCAUCAACGGCACUCGGAUCGAGUUUCUCUACCCAACCACCGGAACCACAGUACCAGCUUCCAUACUCAUCUUAUGACGGGAUGUUCCACAAGGAUCACAGCUUUAGUUUGACAAGUCUCAAGGGCAAUGAGUCCGAUGCAUCAGACCCCCUGGAUCGUGACUCAGAUACGGAAACCACCGUGACAACAGCAACCACCGCGACCAAUAACACGAUCCGGAACAUUCGCUAUGGGCGCAAUAGCAAUGUGAAUGACACAUUCUUCUCCCCCAAACGCUCCGAACUCGGCCCUGGAAUCGGUGGCCUUAGUCUCGAUGAUAGACCGACAUCCCGACGUAUGACCCGCAGUCAAACCCAGAGACUCCAAGCGAAUGACGGAGUCCGCAGAAGACUUCGAUAGACGUGACCGAAAACGAUUCCGGUCCAAUUUUCUCUAUUACAUUCUUUCCUUCCCCUUUCCCCGCUUACUCCUGUAAUCGUCUGCUGUUCAGCGUUUUCUUGCACUAUCGGAGUUAGAGACGGCUUCCCCCCCCCCCCCUUAGUCAAGUACUACUAUGUUUGUUUCCUAGGUUGUUUAAUAGGCGGGACGGAUUGCAUACCCCACAGUUUGUUCUAUAUUGAUUCUUGUCUUGUCAUUCCCUGCAGUGGACUGGGAAGCGUUCCAGUCUCUUUGUUUUAUUCCAUCUCAUGUACAUACAUGACAUGACACCUAACACACCAUAGAAAUUCCCACCAGGGCGUCCAGAAAUCCACGCUGUGUAUUUCCGGACCCUGGUGGACCUGUACGACGUGACGACUAAUUAUGAUCAUGAAAAUCAAAAUCCAAUCAAGCCAACUGAUGGUUACAUUGUCACAU
Molecule: messenger RNA, 3070 nt
Organism: Aspergillus ochraceoroseus IBT 24754
Lineage: Eukaryota; Fungi; Ascomycota; Eurotiomycetes; Eurotiales; Aspergillaceae
Exons: 3
Coding region: 32-2614 (860 amino acids)
Biological process (GO): nuclear inner membrane organization
Cellular component (GO): chromosome, centromeric core domain; microtubule organizing center attachment site; nuclear inner membrane
Source: RefSeq, a predicted model, not a curated record